Messenger RNA from Cordyceps militaris CM01, 2178 nucleotides. Its product is annotated as G2-specific protein kinase nimA. The record is from RefSeq and is a predicted model, not a curated record. Gene Ontology annotation, cellular component: centrosome; cytoplasm; nucleus. Gene Ontology annotation, biological process: chromosome segregation; protein phosphorylation. Bases 1 to 2178 code for a protein of 725 amino acids. Gene Ontology annotation, molecular function: protein kinase activity; ATP binding. Lineage: Eukaryota; Fungi; Ascomycota; Sordariomycetes; Hypocreales; Cordycipitaceae. The transcript is spliced from 3 exons.
AUGUCGUCGGAGGAUAAAUAUGAAACUCUCGAGAAGAUUGGCCAUGGCUCCUUUGGCAUCAUCCGCAAGGUUCGCCGCAAGAACGACGGCUUCAUCCUGUGCCGGAAAGAAAUCUCGUACCUGCGAAUGUCCCAAAAAGAGCGAGAACAGCUGCAUGCCGAGUUUCAAAUCCUUUCCCACCUCCGACACGACAACAUCGUCGCCUACUACCACCGAGAGCACCUCAAGGCCAGCCAGGACCUGCAUCUCUAUAUGGAAUAUUGUGGCAACGGAGACCUUGGGCGGGUCAUUAAGGAUCUGCAACUAAGAGGGCAACGAGCUCAGGAGAGCUUCGUCUGGAGCAUCUUCAGCCAAUUGGUGCUUGCGUUGUACCGUUGUCACUAUGGCGUUGACCCGCCAGAGGUUGGCACAAAUAUUCUUGGUCUUACACAGGGCGGAGGAUCUGCACCAAAAACGCCUGCUGGGGCGAUGACAAUUCUGCAUCGCGAUCUCAAGCCCGAGAACGUAUUCCUGGGGGAAGAUAACUCGGUCAAGCUUGGGGACUUUGGUCUUUCCAAGAUGAUCAAGUCUCAAGACUUUGCCUCGACCUAUGUUGGGACGCCAUUCUACAUGUCCCCCGAAAUCUGUGCGGCCGAGAAAUACACACUCAAGUCGGACAUUUGGGCACUGGGCUGCAUCAUCUACGAACUCUGCGCUAAAGAGCCUCCCUUCAACGCCAAGACACACUAUCAGUUGGUCCAGAAGAUCAAGGAAGGCAAAGUGGCCCCGCUGCCUGAGAUAUACUCGCCGGAGCUGAACCAGGUUAUCCGAGAUUGCCUCAAGGUGAACCCUGACCGCCGUCCCGAUACGGUUCAGCUGUUGAACUUGCCCGUGGUCAAACUGAUGAGGAAAGAAAAGGAAGUGGUGGAUUUUAACAAGUCUCUCACCUCGCGAGAAGAGAUGAUUUGCCGGCGAGAACGGGAGUUGAAUGACCGCCUGCUUGCCUUUGAAAGAGAAAAGCAACAGAUCCGCGAUAACGUCGACGCUUCGCUUCGUCUUGAAUGGGAGGUAAAAGCACGCUUGGAGAUUGAUCGCUUGGUGAAUAUAGAGCUAGAGAACUUGCAAAAGAAGUUUGAGGAAGAGGUCAAGAUCCGGGUCGACGCUGAAUUGGCGAAGAAGGUCGUCACCUUUGCGGAAAAGGAGGAAGAGAAGCACAUUGACGACUACGCUUCAUCUGUGAACAAAUCCGAUUACCCGCAAUCAUCCAUUGGAGCGAGCGGAGACGAAUAUCCUUCGACAACGGACAUUAGCGAAUACUCGAUGGAUAGCCCCGACUCCUCUAAGGAGGUGAAGAAGACUGCCCGAACACCAUUUGCCCGGGCCCAAACUAUGUUUGCUGGGCCAGUAGGCACGCCAAUGGACAUUGUGAUGGCAUCGCCCAGCCCGAUUGCCAUUGCCUCCCUUUCCCUCUCACCACGCCGAAACGGCGCCACCAAGGCGCCAACUGCUAAGCCAGGCAACAUAUUUGCUGCUGCAGCCGCCGGGGGUGUGGACGCACGAUGGGAACUUCACCGCGAGCCCAUCCUGGUGGACUCGGAUGACGAGGACCUCUGCCCGUCGCCCACGAGGCUCAUCAAGUCGUCCAAGAACCCGUUCAAGACGCGGCCGGUUCUUACCUCGCAAAAGUCGUGUCCCGUCAACCGGGUAAAACCAACGGGCUCCAACAUCAAGGCCACAGCCUCGCAGCCAGACCUCAUCCCCCGUUCCCCUAGCCGUAGCCCGACCAAGAUUCCCGUGGCCAACUCGGGCGACGUACCGGCAGGCCCGGGCGGGGUCCGCGAGGGGCUAUCGCGUGCCCGUUCAGUCAAGAAGGAACCCGCCGCCGCUGCCGCUACCGCCCCGGCUGCCCCCAACCAGGCAGGCGGCGACAUGCUGGGCAAGAUGGCGGCCAAAAACAACCUCCGCGGCCGGAGCCUUGUGGAGCUGCAGCAGGCGCGGGCGGGCGGGCGACCGUUGAGUGCGUUGGGCAGCGCGCCUGGAUCCGAAAACGUGAGCCCCAAGAGAGCUGCCGCUUUCCGGGAACGAAUGGCCGCUGAGCGCCGCGAGUACGAGGACGCUGUCGCCGUCUGGGACCCUGAUCGAGACGAGAUGCCCAGCCCGUUUCUCAACCGUCGACGAAACAUGAAAGUCUUGACGUGA